Messenger RNA from Ceratitis capitata (Mediterranean fruit fly), 2044 nucleotides. RefSeq names its product potassium channel subfamily K member 15 (gene sand). Gene Ontology annotation, biological process: potassium ion transmembrane transport; stabilization of membrane potential. The transcript is spliced from 9 exons. Gene Ontology annotation, molecular function: potassium ion leak channel activity. Lineage: Eukaryota; Metazoa; Arthropoda; Insecta; Diptera; Tephritidae. The record is from RefSeq and is a predicted model, not a curated record. Bases 598 to 1779 code for a protein of 393 amino acids. Gene Ontology annotation, cellular component: membrane.
UAUCGUGCAAAACAAGCAGUAAAAUAGAAAUGAAGUAAAUAUUCGAAAUUGUUUAGUUUUUAGAAAGAAAUGUAAAGAAAGCUGCAUGCCUGUGGAUAUGUUUAUAUACGAGUACAUACUCGUAUGUACCUUAAAUACGUACGUACGUAUUGUAUAUAUGAUAAAUUGUUGUUGAGAUUAGCGAAUUGUGUACAUUUUCUAUAGUGACGUCACAUAGCAUCUUAAGGUACACAAAUGCAAUAAGAAAUCUACGCACAGAAUUUUACAUGUUACAUACAAGCAGGUGUAUAUGCAUCUGUCACCCCCAUUGCAUUAAAACGUGGAAAUUCUCAGCAAACUAAUGUUAUUUGAACGGUUUGUACUACGAAAAGCAUGUCAACUGCGACGAGAUACAAACGUUCUUUUGUACCAAUUGGAGCUAGUAAAUAUAGCUCCUUCUUAAUCAACGAACGCUCACUAAAGCUUUUCUACACAAAGCAUCGUCGUCGCAGAUAAAACAAGGUACACUGAACUUCGCGCUGCCUUCCAUAGAAAAACGGUGGUUCCGGUUGUGGAGUGUACGUACGUACGUGCAAAAACACAGGCGAUAAGUGAAAAAUGUCCUCGCGCCGCAGCUCAUUUCGCAAACGUCAGAAACCACCGUUCGAACGUUUCAAAGAUAGAUGUCGACAAUUUACGGCUUUUAUGUUCAGUAACGUCGGCAUCAUACUACUUGUUAUAUUCUAUACAAUUGGAGGAGCCUUCAUUUUCCAAGGAAUCGAAUUAUUCGAAUACGAAAGACUUAGAACACAUAAAACCGUCAAACGUAAUUUUGGCGAUGAAUGCCUGCAGGAGAUUUGGGAAAUAACUGCACAGAAUAUAAGUUUCUACGAUAAUAAAUAUUAUAAGGCAAAAGUGAAUGAAAUUUUAUUGAAAUUUCAACGAGGUAUAGCUCAUCAAAACCUCCUCGAUCCAGAAGUUGACAAACAAUGGAGUUUUUCGGGUGCAUUCCUUUACUCGCUAACGGUUAUAACGACUAUAGGCUAUGGCAACAUCUCACCAAAAUCGGAUUGGGGCAAAUUAGUAACCAUUUUAUAUGCUAUCAUAGGCAUGCCACUCUUCCUACUCUACCUUUCCAAUAUAGGUGAUGUAUUGGCGAAAUCCUUUAAAUGGAUUUACUCCAAAGUCUGCCUGUGUCGGAUAUGUCCAGGCGUGGCACGAAGACGCAUCAUACGGGAACGACGAAAAUUACGACGUUUGGCUUUGUCGAAAGCGCUUCACGACAUGGAAAGUCGCCGUUCGAGCAGUAGCACCAGUGGCAGUCGCAGUUCUAACAGCUCCUCAAGUAGCUAUUACAGCGAGGAGACGGAAACUUCGACACAGAGCAUGAGUGCGUUGGAGAUUUUCGAGGAGGAAAACGACUCGGAUAUUGAGAGAGAGAUACGUAUGAAUACGGAUGAGAUUACGGUGCCGUUAAUGGUUUGCGUCAUCAUUAUGAUAAGUUAUAUAUUAGCGGGUGCUAUUUUGUUUAGCCGCUGGGAGGAGUGGGACUAUUUGGAUGGCAGCUACUUUUGUUUCAUAUCCUUAAGUAGCAUCGGUUUUGGUGAUUUGGUGCCAGGCGAACGUGUGAUUACUGCCGAUAAAGACAAAGUUGAGGUUAGUUUUAUACUUUGUGCUGUUUACCUCUUGCUCGGUAUGGCGCUUAUUGCUAUGUGUUUCAAUUUAAUGCAGGAACAAGUCAUACAUAAUGUGCGCGCCAUUAAAAGAGCUUUCAAGUCCUGUUUUCGCUGCAGAAGAUGACAAACCCCUAAGACGCUUCUUGUUGAUUUCAAAAUCAUGUAUGUUUACGCUUCCUAAGUUAAAACUAGAUUAGAGGAUUAUUAUAUAAGUAUUGUAGGACGUUUUCGAAUUGGUUUAACGAAAAUAAAUUUAAAAUAAUGUUAUUUUAUCCGAAAUGUGUUCGUUUCCAGACGUAAACAACAAAGAAAAUUUUGUAAAUUUGUAUAAUUAGCUUUAAUCGGUUUUAUACUUAAGUUAAAAUAUAAUUUAAUUUAGGUAUAUUUAA